Misgurnus anguillicaudatus (oriental weatherfish) is the source of this 620-nucleotide messenger RNA. RefSeq names its product musculoskeletal, embryonic nuclear protein 1b (gene mustn1b). Lineage: Eukaryota; Metazoa; Chordata; Actinopteri; Cypriniformes; Cobitidae. Gene Ontology annotation, biological process: tissue regeneration; chondrocyte proliferation; chondrocyte differentiation. The record is from RefSeq and is a predicted model, not a curated record. Gene Ontology annotation, cellular component: nucleus.
AAUGAUGGGGGAGUGAGGUCUGUCCUGGUAACAGGGUAUAAAAGACAGGACGAAAGAGUACACAAGAAGUCAAGACGCCACAACACCACCACCAAACAAUAUGUCUCAGCCAGAGGUUAAGAAGAAGAAGCGGCCAGUUGUUAAAGAGGAGGACCUGAAAGGAGCCCGCGGAAAAUUGGGGCUAAAAGGAGAGGUCAAGAGCAAAACAUAUGAAGUCAUGGUUGAGUGUGAGCGCAUGGGGAAAGUUGCUCCGUCUGUAUUCAGUGGAGUACGGUCCGGGGCUGAGACGGCAAUAGAAAAACCCAAACCUCCCUCAGGAAGCGUCUUUGGCAAAUAAGAACUUAAAUGCAAAAUUGACAACUGGACUCUCUUUUUUAUUUUGCUGUCAGGGUUUUAGAUAUAUAUCUGUGUUAGCCUAGAGAGGACGUUUUUAGCAUUCAUAUCAUUUUUAGCAACUUGAAUAAUAUGAAUAUAGUUAAGAUACAUUUGUGAAAUUGAAUAUUUGUAUUUUUAUACUGCUUACUCCUAUACCUCAUGUACUUAAAAAACCCUUUGAACCCCUGUAUGCUAGUUCCUUGUGUCAUGUAUGGGUUUUGUAUAUUAAACAUUUGCUAAAAUUA